UUUUUUCCUCAUAUGAAAUACCUGUAUUUAAGUAAACGAUUGAGACAAUCGGAAGUCUUUCAUCGUCCGGUCAUAAUUUGGGAUUUCUCAUAUGUUCCACAAUUUUAAGUAUUUGAUAGCCGUUUCUGAUUUUAUUCAGUGGUAACUGAGAUGGAAGACGUUGUAUUCUCGUGUACUGGUAAUGGAAUUCAAGUGGACCGCAAAGUUGUUCAGACAUUGCAAAAGAAUUUUGUGCAAGUGCAGAACAUUUUGGAUCAAAACAGGUUGUUAAUCAACGAGAUCAACCAGAACCACGAGUCAACAAUCCCAGAUAACUUGACUCGAAAUGUUGGUCUAAUUAGAGAGCUAAAUAACAAUAUUAGAAGAGUAGUUGAUCUCUAUGCUGAUCUUUCCAGUUCUGUUACCACAUCUAUGGAGGCUUUCUCCGAGGGUGAAUCAAACAAUGCUAAUCAAUCAGAUCAAAGAGACGGUCAGAAGAGAAUUAGGUCCAGCUGAAUUGACCGUUUUGAAGUUCCAACUUUCUCCGUUGAUUGUUUCUAAGUUAAUCAGCUCUCUUUAAGAUGGUUUGAGUAGAACGGGAUGGAUAUAUACCGAGGCUAUAAGCUAUAACAUUUUGAAAAUAAAUCCAUCUGGUCAUGUGUUCCUUUGUUA
Molecule: messenger RNA, 651 nt
Organism: Solanum stenotomum
Lineage: Eukaryota; Viridiplantae; Streptophyta; Magnoliopsida; Solanales; Solanaceae
Product: protein ELF4-LIKE 3-like
Exons: 2
Coding region: 151-495 (114 amino acids)
Biological process (GO): entrainment of circadian clock; positive regulation of circadian rhythm
Source: RefSeq, a predicted model, not a curated record